Scylla paramamosain (green mud crab) is the source of this 1920-nucleotide messenger RNA. RefSeq lists its product as uncharacterized. The transcript has 5 exons. NCBI's taxonomy places the organism in Eukaryota, Metazoa, Arthropoda, Malacostraca, Decapoda, Portunidae. The coding region runs from base 363 to 1382 and encodes 339 amino acids. The record is from RefSeq and is a predicted model, not a curated record.
ACAAAGAGUGGUUCAGUUUUGGCCUGGCUGUGAAGGUGAGCGGAUGGAGUGUCAGUACUGUUACUGGAUUUGUAUUAAUAUUACGUUUGCAAGACAAUUGAGCGGCAUAGUUUGUGUUGACACGGCUUAUUACCGCAGUCUGCACAGCGUCUGCAGUGUGGCAAGCCUUCGCCUCCUCCGCCCCCCUGUCAGGUAUGGAGGGGUUAGGGAAAGGAGGUCGUGUUCCUGGGGCUGCCCCUGACAGGCCAGCUGACGCCCCUUGAUGUCUCCAUGGCCGUGGUGAGGCAGGAGAGGACUCAAGCGAAGUGAACGAAUGCAGCACAUAGGAGAAGAGGAGAGGAUACUUCUAUUAGACUUAAUCAAUGAAAGAAGAGCUGUUCUCCUCAGCAAAGCCACCGAUGCCCGCAUUAUACCGGUCAAGGCAAGAGUAUGAGAGGAGAUCACGAACUCUUGCUGCCAGUGGUCUGGGGCCGCAGAGGACUGUAAAACAGAUUAAGAAGAUUUGGGAAAACAUGAGAUCAAGGGCCAAGAAGUUUGUUAGUGACCAGAAGAAAAAACUGUGUCGAACAGGAGGUGGUCCUCCAAGUCCAGUCGUCAAGCCAGACCCUGUAUUGGAGAAAAUCCUUGCUCUCAUCGCAGACGAGCUAGAACUGGACCCAAACCACAAUGACAGUGACAGAUGGCCAACAGAUGUCACUGUUGUUGUUAUUAUUAAUGAGAAGGGAGAGCAGUUGGAUGAGCCGAUGGCCAUGACUGAACAGCCAUCCACAGCAUGCUCAGUGCCUAUUUUGCUCAUGCCUACCAGAGGAAAUGAUAGUGCACCUGCUGCUUGCACCUCUUUUGUUGAGUCAUCGGGAACUGCAGCUUUGCUCUACAGUCCUGCCAUCCACAGCACACCUCUUCCUUUAACUUCUAAGGACGUUCGUGGAACUGUAGUGUCAUCCUCAAGCUCCUCCAACCACUGUACACCACUUUCUUCAACCUCUGUUGAGGUACCUGCAACAGUAGCUUCAAUUUGUAGCACACCUCUUCCUUCCACCUCUGUUUUGGCAUCGGUACCAGUUACCUUUCCAAGUGAAUUGUCACCAAUACAGUCUUCCAGUGCGAGAGGAAAAGUGAGUGGGAAAAAGUUUAAAGCAGAGAAAAGGCAAGUGGAAGACAGUGUUGGCAGAGAGUCCUAUGAAAUGUUGUCAAAGUUUCAAAAGGAAGAACAUGAAAUAGUGAUGCAAAUUCAUAAACAAAACUUAGAAAAUAAAAAGAUGGAAGGGGACUGUCUAUGCCAAGCAAUGAAAAUUAUGUCUUCUAUACAUUCAAGAGUUGAAGACACUGGAAGAUGUGCAUGGAGCUGCAGGUGCAUUUGUAGAUUUCUUGGACAAUUCUAGAAAUGAUAAGGCAUAAAUUUGUUUUGUGGUGUUGCUGUUAGAUCAAGAUCCAAAGUUUCUUUACUCACCCAGUUUAGUACAAACACUUAUAAUAUAUAUAUAUAUAUAUAUAUAUAUAUAUAUAUAUAUAUAUAUAUAUAUAUAUAUAUAUAUAUAUAUAUAUAUAUAUAUAUAUAUAUAUAUAUAUAUAUAGUAAUCUCAGUGCUUUGUUUGAGGUAUCAUUAUAUUUUUUUGAAAUAGUACAUGGAUUCAUGUGAUAUAGGACUGAUUUAUUAUAUAAUUACUAUAUAAGGGCAAUGGCCAUUGAUAACUAGUCUCCUUUUUUACACCCCCAGUUUAGUAUAAACACUUAGAUAACACUUAGAUAAUCUCUGUGCUUCAUUAGUGAUGUGAUCAUUAAAGGAUUUUUUCAAUAAGACAUACAUUCUUGUGAUAUAUGACUGUGAUUUAUAAAUAGAGGUAAAGAUCAUUAAAACCUUGUCUUUUUCCUCAAUAUGUAUAUUUAUUUACAUUGGAUAAUAAAUUACUAUACAGUUAA